AUGGGUAACGGACAAAAAGCGCAACAUAAGCGGGAGCGUGCGAAAACCCAAGCUCAAAAGGCCCCAACUAGUCAACUCAAAACGAACGAAGCUGCGAAGAACAUAAUGUGUCAAGUAUGUCGUAAUACCUUUUUGUGUACUGUAAGACAAAAGGCAUUAACCGAACAUGCGGAAAACAAACAUAACAAGAAAUUGGAUGAAUGUUUUCCUGGAUUUGUUGAAAUAGCAAGGAAAUAG
This is a messenger RNA of Acaulospora morrowiae, 237 nucleotides long. Lineage: Eukaryota; Fungi; Glomeromycota; Glomeromycetes; Diversisporales; Acaulosporaceae. The record is from the annotation of a GenBank genome assembly.